This is a messenger RNA of Triticum dicoccoides, 486 nucleotides long. RefSeq names its product protein P21-like. The transcript has a single exon. The coding region runs from base 1 to 486 and encodes 161 amino acids. Lineage: Eukaryota; Viridiplantae; Streptophyta; Magnoliopsida; Poales; Poaceae. The record is from RefSeq and is a predicted model, not a curated record.
AUGGAUUUGGGGCGCACCGGCUGCAACUUCGAUUCGAGCGGCCGCGGGUCGUGCAUCACGGGCAAUUGCGGUGGCGUGCUGUCCUGUGCCGCCGGUGGGAAGCCACCCGCGACGCUCGCCGAGUACACGCUGGGUAAAGGCGGCAGCCCUGACUUCUAUAACAUCUCCCUCGUCGACGGAUUCAACGUGCCCAUGAGCUUUGGGCCUGUCGGCAGCAGUUAUCACGUGAUGAGCUGUGCCGCGGACAUCAACGCAAAGUGCCCGUCGGAGCUGAAAGUGGACGGAUGCUGUGUGAGUGCGUGCAUCAAGUUCGGCACCGCCCAGUACUGCUGCACGCUGCCGCUUACGCCGUCGACCUGUGGGCCGACGGACUACUCGCGCUUCUUCAAGGGGCACUGUCCGGACGCCUACAGCUACGCCUACGAGAAGAGCAGCACCUUCACCUGCCACGUCCGAUUAGACUACCAAGUCACCUUCUGCCCAUAG